Molecule: messenger RNA, 1512 nt
Organism: Capronia epimyces CBS 606.96
Lineage: Eukaryota; Fungi; Ascomycota; Eurotiomycetes; Chaetothyriales; Herpotrichiellaceae
Exons: 2
Coding region: 1-1512 (503 amino acids)
Source: RefSeq, a predicted model, not a curated record
AUGUCUUACCAAUACACGGUGACUGAGCGCAGGCGCAGAACUACGAACACCAGUGGCCACGGCAGCAGGUCGACAUUUGGGUACUGGGUGCCACUGGUGCUCACGGUAACAGCAGCAACAAUUGGACUCGCUGCCUGGGUAUGGAGCGAACGGCGCGAUGACGAGGAAGACUCUAGUGAAGACGAACACUACGCGGGAGGUGUCCCACCUCCAGGCUAUGCAAGCAUGAGCGGCGCAAUAACCCCUGGCCCAGCACCACCAGGUGGAUUUCAAGGCCCCCAAUUCCCAGGUCCCGAUCUACAAGAUCCUGCAGCUCCGAUGAUGCCUGGCCAGCAACAGCCUGGUGGUUUUGUUCCCUUCGCACCGGGAGGAUUUCAAGGUCCACCACCAGCAGGGUUUCCUAGCGGCGGAGCACAGUACGACAAUGCCCGCUCAAGUGCAGUCGAGCAGCCGGGGGAGGCAGGUCUAGUAGCAAGAAUGUCAAGCGCAUUCGGGUUUGGCCGUUCAACGACCCCUUCCCAGAGCCAACCUCAGAGUCAAGCCCAAACGUACGACUGGGCCAACAAACCAUUCUCAGCCGGGGUUGCAGCAGCCGGCGCAAUGUUCGGUGCCGCUAUUACCUCGCUAAGUGGUGGAGGUACCGAAGCGUAUGAAGAUCACGAGAGAUGGAGCGAAGAGGCGGAGCAGCGGGACAAUGAACGAGAAAUACAGCAAGGCAUACGACGACGUGGGACAGCGGAAGAAUUCUUUUCCGGCCAUGUUGAUAUUCCAAAAUAUACAUCCAUUGCGAGACAGAAGAGAAGGAACGUGGCUGUGGUUGUGUCUGCUGUUGGCCCUGCCGCUGAUGCUGAAUCGGAGGUGGGUCACCAUGCCUCCAUUCUCACGCAUCUCUGGGAGCAUAUCGAUACAGACAGGACGAGAGUCUUUGUUCUCAUCUACGCGCCAGAUCUCAAAACACAUCCGCUGUGUCCGGUCGCCGCCAGCCGCCCUUCGCAGUCUAUGACCUCGUCGUUCUCAAACAUCAGCCAGACUGAUGCUCAGACUCCAUCCCAUACUCCGGGAGAAUUCUUGUCUGGAACAGGAGAAGUUCUUCUGGCAUCGGUGGAUCCCAUACCAAUUGAUGAACCAGCCUCCCUCUACCAGACUCUCUAUAGCCAAGCCACCGAGAUCGUCGACCACGAGACUCUGAUCCUCCCGUUCACCACUCCUCAUGGGCACAAGCAUAUCCUACGAAGCCUGGCUCCUGAGAUUGUGUACAUCCAGGAAUCUCUCUGUGGUCGGGAUGGAGAAAUCGUUUCAGAUCUGUCGGGCUGGGUCCGGCAAACGGUCGUCGUGAUUGGGGACGAAGGCGGCCAUGGCGGUUUAAUUGACACGGAUGAUGAAUCAGCCGUCCAGAAGCCGGAGACGUGGUGGCAGAAGGAAGAACGGACUGGCCUCGGGAAACAGGUUACAGUAGUGGAGAGCCUGAAAAUAGGGGAAGACUGGCGAAGACGCGUUGACGAGAGGGACUAG